AAGUAUCCUCAAGCUCCAUUAGGGCAAUCUCAGCAGCACUGGAAAUACGAAUGACACUAAAAAUUACGGUAGCCAUGCCAAACAGAAACAAAAUAAACAAAAAUCAUCAGUGCCGUUGCCGUUCAAUAACUUGCUUUUCCAAAUUCCAAAUUAAUUAAAUUCCGAAAACCCAUCUCUACACUAAGUAACCAAAUCAUUUUUUUUCGGCAGCAUUUAGUAUCACAUUUUUUGAUAUAAAAUUAAAAACACAACAAUCAAAAAUGUUCGGUUCAGGAUGUGGCAGUCAUGAGAAUACUUUCGACACAAUCCCCUCCUGCGACAUAGAUGAAGAACCAGAAGUAAAUCUCGAAGACUACUUGAUGAAUAUGACAUCCCUAUCAAAUAGUUCCAAAGGCAAGAGUUCUGGAAUAUCGCAUGUCACGAUAAAUACAAUAAAUACAACAAAAGAGACAUCACGACCAGUCGUGGAAACUGUUGAAAAAGAAAUAUCCGCAGACGUGAAACAGUACAACACCAAGAUCGUUGAAGAAGAUCCUUGCAGUGGAAAGAGGGCUGUGAUGCGUGUAUCGCAUGUUUUGAACAAAAAAACAGGAACGGUCAUCACGGUCCAGAGAACGGAUUAUACUGGUGGAUGCCCUGUAAAAGAUAAGAAUUUAACCUAUGGACGGAAUGACAGCCCUUCUAAUCAUUGAAAAUUAACCAUUACAUCAUUUUCAGUCUUGGAAAAUGUGACAAUUCAUCAAUAAAUAUAAUGAUUAUGAUCCACAAA
Messenger RNA from Athalia rosae (coleseed sawfly), 769 nucleotides. RefSeq lists its product as uncharacterized. Bases 261 to 692 code for a protein of 143 amino acids. The transcript has 4 exons. The record is from RefSeq and is a predicted model, not a curated record. Lineage: Eukaryota; Metazoa; Arthropoda; Insecta; Hymenoptera; Athaliidae.